GCGUGAAAAUGAAGCUGUCAAACAGCCGCAAGAGUUUCCUCAAAGAGGGAUCGAGCAAUGUGCAAAGACACGGAGGCUGUGGAGCUGUGUGCGACAUGCUCAUCAUUGAUUCAUGGAGAUUAUAAACUUCAAAAAAUAUAUAUAUACCAAUUCUGAUUUUAACUAAGUAUGAGUGUGUGGGGUGAGGCGUUGAAUUCUAUCAUCACUGGCACACGUUUGGCUUCCAUGAAACUUUCCUGAUAAUAUGCUGCAGAGUUCGGCCUGGAGAUGAGGCAAGGGUCGCUCUCCGGGAGUGAAAAGAAUAAUCGCCCACGGUUGGGUUCGGAGUCAACGGGGGGAAAAUAGUAUGGACGUCCCGGCGUGGCGAAAUGGUUGGCUGGAGAGGAGCUGGUGCGCGCUGAGUGGAGGGGGACGGCGAGAGAAAUGGAGGCGGGGGGGAAGGACCAUCUCUGCGGGGACCGGAGACCGGGACCGACGGCGCAGUGCUGGCUGUCGUUCAACCCUCCCCUUCUUCCUCCACAACCACGCCGAGACUCACGCCGAGAGACAGAUACGAGACAAAACGACCACAAAUGAAUGGAGACAUGGAGGCAGCGGCACAAGUGCAAGUCUGGGCGCAGGAUGACCUUUUAAAGUUGCUGGAGGCCAUGAAAGUGGCCCUUCCUCAGAAAGACCUGACGAAAUACAAAACAUCAGAGUCCCACCUCGACUGGCAGAAGGUGGCCUUCAACACCUACACAGCAGAGAUGUGUAGGCAGAAGUGGCUGGAAGUCUCUAAAGAGAUUCGUAAAUUCAGGACUCUGACAGAACUGAUUGUUGAUGCUCAAGACUACAUCAAGAACCCUUACAAGGGCAAGAAAAUAAAGAAACAUCCAGAUUUCCCCAAGAAGCCCUUGACUCCAUACUUCCGCUUCUUCAUGGAAAAGAGGGCCAAAUACGCAAAGCUGCACCCUGAGAUGAGCAAUCUAGAUCUCACUAAAAUCCUCUCAAAGAAGUACAGAGAGUUACCUGACAAAAAGAAGAAAAAAUACGUCGAAGACUUCUUAAGAGACAAAGAAACGUUUGUGGGCAGUAUGAUGAAGUUCAGGGAAGAUCACCCAGACCUUGUGGAGAGCAUGGCCAAGAAAGGUUCAAAUGUUCCAGAGAAGCCCAAGACGCCUCAACAGCUGUGGUACAACCAUGAAAAGAAGGCCUUCCUCAAAACACGCCCAGAUGCGACCACCAAAGACAUUAAGGAUGGUCUAGGCAAACAGUGGACGCAACUGUCCGACAAAAAAAGGCUGAAAUGGAUCUCAAAGUCUCUGGAGCAGCAGAAACUGUACGAGCAUACAAUGCGGGAGUACAUCCAGCAGCACCCGGAACUAAACAUGGUUCAGGGGGAUUAUGUGAAGUCCACCUUGACGAAGGCUGAGAGGCACCUAAAGGACAAAUCUGAUGGCCGACCUGACAAACCACCACCAAAUGGUUACUCGAUGUUCUGCGCCGAGUUGAUGUCGAGCAUGAAGGACGUACCCAGCACGGAGCGCAUGGUGAUGUGCAGCCAGCGGUGGAAGCUGCUCAAACAGAACGAGAAGGACGCUUAUCAGAAACGCUGUGAACAGAGAAAGAAAGAGUAUGAAAUUGAGAUGAACAGAUUUCUCAGUAGUUUGUCAGUGGAGGAGCAGCAGCGGGUCUUGGGCGAGGAUAAGUUUGGUUUAAGGAAGGGCAGCGGAGCCAGCAGUCCUGCCUCCAAAAAGAAAAAUGCUAAAGCAAAGGCCAGCCCAGAGAAACCCAAAAGGCCCAUUUCCGCCAUGUUCAUCUUCUCUGAGGAAAAACGGCCCAAGCUACAGCAAGAGCGACCAGACCUCUCUGACAGUGAACUCACAAGACUGUUGGCACGCAUGUGGAAUGAACUGCCGGAUAAGAAGAAGGAAAAGUACAAACGCCUGGAGACGGUCCUAAAGGCAGAGUCAGAGAAGAAGGAGAAGGAAGAUCGUAGUCGUUUGCCAGACCCACCUAAGACUGCUCAGGACAUCUGGCAACAGAGUGUCAUAGGAGACUAUCUGGCUAGAUUUAAGAGUGACCGACCAAAGGCUCAGAAAGCAAUGGAAGCAACCUGGAGCACCAUGGAGAAAAAAGAGAAGAUUAUGUGGAUCAAAAAGGCAGCAGAGGAUCAGAAAAGAUAUGAGAGAGACCUGUGUGAGAUGCGCUCACCUGCUGCUGCCGCCAUUGCCUCAGGGAAGAAAAUAAAGUUUGAGGGUGAACCCAAGAAACCACCAUCAAACGGAUAUCAGAAGUUCUCUCAGGAGAUGUUGUCCAACGGAGAGCUGAAUCACCUCCCGAUGAAAGAGAGGAUGACUGAGAUCGGCAGCCGCUGGCAGAGGUUAUCACUGAAGGACAAGGACCGCUACAAGAAGAUUGCUGAGGAAAAGCAGAGGCAGUAUAAAGUCCAGCUGGAACAGUGGCUUGCGAGCUUGACCUCUCAAGAGAGGAACACCUACAAAGAAUAUACUUCACAAAAAAGGAGAACAACGGCAAAACCAGGAGGCCCCAAAGCAAAGUUCAAGAAAUCUGACACUGAGGAGGAGGAGGAGGAGGAUGAAGAUGAUGAGGAUGAGCAGGAGAAGGCUUCCUCCGACGCAGACUCAUCCAGUGAGGAUGACGAAGACGACGACGACGAUGACGAGGAUAAGGAGGACGAUGAAGACGAUGAGGCGGAGGACAAGGAGAACAAGUCAGAUGACAGCAGCAGUGAGUCAAAUUCACAGGCGUCUUCAGACUCUGAUUCAGACUGAAAUGGGCCACCGUCGUCGCAGAGACGAACUGAGCAGCGCUGAGCUGAGCCAAGAGUCCGGGGAGCUCUGCCAUUGUGCCAACCCUGCUCUCCUCCCACCACCAGAGGGAGCCCCUGCAUUGCCUCAUCCAUUUCACAUUCGCCCAGUUUUUGUUGCCGCGUCAGUGAUCUGUACUCACGGAGGGACCCUGCCCUUAUGUCCAAUAUCAGUUUUGUUCCCUCCCCGCUGUGAUGGUCAUCUCACAGAACGGGCCGUUGACAACAGCAUCCCACUGGUUUGGGGAUGUCGCUGGCUGCUGGUUUCAAUCUUGAUUCACAGGUUCAGUGGUUUAAGUUUGAGUUUUAACAUCCCUCCAGUGUUUCUUCUCUUAUUCCGGCAAUUAGUUAACGACAGAUGGCAUGAGUUGUCAACUGGCUUCAUGGAGCCAAAGAAUCUAGUAAGGGGGAUCACUUUAGGGAGGGGGGUGUGCGGGGCACUGAAAAAUUGCACUCUUCAGAAUGUUUCCUUUUAAUGUUUUUUUUCCAGAAUAUUGUUGCUUUUUUCUCUAUUCUCAAUUUGUGAUGUAGAUUUUAUCAUUUGGUUCUUAAAGAGGUGGUAUUUGUUCAGGAAAAAAACCAAGCCAUUAUGAAUGUCUUUUUUUUUUUUUUUUUUUUUUUCAUUUGAAAUAAGCAGUGCCUAUAAAAUGUUCACUCCCCUUGAGUUUUUCAUGUUUUAUUGUUGCUAACGUGGGUGUAAUGAGGCUUUUUGACUAAACCUUAACACGUUUUAAUAGAACAUUUAUUUGCUGCAGUUGUGGCUCCGCCUGGCUGGGAUGUCAGGUUUAGUGUGAAGUGCAGCAAACAUUUUAACAAAGCUGAAACUGACUGACUCACUUUGUGACAGCAACAAGCUAAUAGGAGACUUUCUUGUAAUAUCACAAGGAGAUGAUCUCAGAUACAAAACACAAAAUCAAUUACAUAUAUAAUACUUUUCUUCAAUAUUUACAAUAAAAACAGUGAAUAGCAGUUUCAGUUUUGUCCCUUUUACUGUUACACCCAACUGAGCACAUUUACAGCAGUGCCAUAUCCAUAAAUUCUUAUUUUUGAAUCAUUGGUUGACCUUACUGUGGCCUGCGGGCUCUUCCGUCCCUUGAAAUUCUUGCAUCCAUCCCCUGAGUUGUUGUUUUAAUUAAACUGAUUGAUUUUUAAUGUUUUUAUCAGAUAAUUAACUAUUAAACUGUUGGAGCUUCUACGUACAGAUGUGUUAACUGACAGUUUACACCUUGUUACACAUUGAAGUGAUCUCCAUUCAACUUUUGUGUUUUAAAACAAAUGAAUUUGUACUAAUUACUAAAUUGGUUGAAUGAAUUUUAUAUAACCACUUUACUCUAAGUUAUAAAGAUUGUUUUCAUGUCACUGGUGUCAAAAAGCCUUUUUGCAUCCGCUGCGUUUCAGUGUUUAGAAAACAAAAAGUCUCUGGUGGUGGGAAAUUUUUGUAGGCACUACAGGAUCCGUUGCCAUGUUUCCAUCAAUGAAAGUGUUAUUUGUCAUCACGCACACAUUCUCGAGUCAAUCUUCGUUAAUUCAGUUUGUUCUGCUAGUGACAAACAGUGUUCAGUGUUUGCAGUUUGUCACUAAUGCUCAUUUUCCAUAUUUAAAGCUCAAUCUGACCAUUUUUAAAGACUUUGUCAUACAGUUGGUGUGUGUUUCUUCUCUGUACCAUCGUUUUACAUUUCAUUUACAGUUUUUAUGAACUGUCAAUAAGUUUAUUUUAAUUGUGAGCAGUUGUUUUCUGAUUCAUCUGGAUUUUUGUUGUGGAUGUUCAGCUUUGUGGUUCCAUCUCUUUUUCUUUUUUUUGAAAUUGUAAUGGUAUUGACUGCGAUCCAAUCUGGAUUUAAGUCUAAUGCUUUUCCCAAAAAAAGUGUGCACUUAAUGUAAAUCUGUCCCUCUGUGUGAGUUUGUGUGCAUGCAUGCACAUAACUGUAUAUAUGAGGGUGUAUUUGUGUUUAGUUUUUUUUGUUUUAAUGUUUGCUUUUUUUGCUGUUAUGUUGCAUACCAUGAUGUGACUGCAGCAUGCAUGUAUGUGCCUGUGUGGGGACGUCAUACCAACACCAUGAAUGUAGAUAUUGUUAAAUCUUUUUCAUUUUUUCUCUCUCCAAAGUUCUUCAGUAAUUCUUCGUCUCGGCACCGUCGUGUCAUUUGUUACCUGAAAACGGACAAAUACUGUCAUUUAAGCUUUGCAGACAGAUGAGUACAUGGCAACUAUUGAUAAUCUGUUAGUAAUAGACUGAUUUUGACCAUUAUGAAUCUCAUCAAAAACUGAAAUAAAACCAGCGUGGGCUAUUUAAAUAACUUGUGGGAGGUAAAAGGAAAGUGAUUGCUGAUAUCGAUUGAUGGGAGUUUGUAAAAGGGAUUUGGGGAGAAAAUGAGUUGCCAGUGGAAUUUGGGUAAACAACAAAAAAACGAAAAAAACUUGUAAUUUUUUGUAAAUACUGUUUUUGUAUUGAGUGCUUAUUGUUUUGUUAGGUCUUUAAUUUGGCAAACCCUCAUCUGUGACUUCUGGGGCCAGUGGGCCUUUCACUCACGGGGGAGAACUUUUGGUUGAAUUCACCUGUUUUAGUUGUUUCUUCUCUCCCUUCUGUUGGUUUAUAGAAAUAUCUAAGACUGCAAAGCUUUACAAGUUUGUACUGCUGACCAUUUGACAAAAUUUGAUGUUUUCUAUAGCUGAGGGUGCUCUCAUGUCCUUGUAGUUCAAGUAUUUGGGCAAAUAAAAAAAUAUCUUUA
This is a messenger RNA of Paralichthys olivaceus (Japanese flounder), 5536 nucleotides long. RefSeq names its product upstream binding transcription factor (gene ubtf). The record is from RefSeq and is a predicted model, not a curated record. Lineage: Eukaryota; Metazoa; Chordata; Actinopteri; Pleuronectiformes; Paralichthyidae.